AUCGAUGAUGAAUUUCAAAAUUGGUGGAGCGGAAGAGCGAAUGCCAUUGCCUGUAAUCCAUGCGUUUGGUAUCCUGAAGAAAGCCGCUGCACUGGUGAACAAGGAUUUUGGAUUGGAUCAAAAAAUCUUUCCCAGCAGUGCUGGUGCUGCAAUAACGCAGAUUUUUUUUUUAUAUCACUGGAAUAAGCUUGCCGAAGCAAUCAUCCUCCGAUGGGAAUUUUUUGCAGACGAAGUGAUUGAUGGCAAAUUGGACGAUCAUUUCCCGUUGGUGGUUUGGCAGACUGGGUCGGGGACGCAGUCGAACAUGAACGUCAACGAAGUGAUUUCGAAUCGUGCAAUCGAAAUGCUGGGCGGCGAGCUCGGUUCCAAGAAGCCUGUGCAUCCGAACGAUCAUGUCAACAUGUCACAAUCCUCCAAUGACACUUAUCCAACAGCCAUGCAUAUUGCUGUUGCGAGAGAGAUUAAUUCACGAUUGCUUCCGGCGCUCAAACAGUUGCGCGAUUCCCUGCAUCGAAAAGCAACUGAAUUUGAGAGUAUCAUAAAAAUUGGCCGUACCCAUACACAGGAUGCUGUACCACUCACACUGGGCCAGGAAUUUAGUGGAUACGUUCAGCAGAUGGAUAACGGCAUUGCACGUGUGAAGGACUGCUUGCCACGUUUGUACGUGCUUGCUGCCGGUGGAACUGCAGUUGGUACAGGCCUGAAUACACGCGUUGGCUUCGCUGAAAAAGUUGCUGCGAAAAUUGCGGAAUUGACAGGACUUCCAUUUGCUACGGCACCAAACAAAUUUGAAGCGCUUGCAGCUCACGAUGCAAUGGUACAUGGUGCGCUGAAUACUGUUGCUGUUAGCCUGAUGAAGAUUGCGAACGACAUCCGUUUCCUUGGUUCGGGACCACGCUGUGGCCUCGGUGAAUUGUCAUUGCCCGAAAAUGAGCCCGGCAGUUCGAUCAUGCCGGGCAAAGUGAAUCCCACUCAGUGCGAAGCUGUCACAAUGGUUGCUGCGCAAGUUUUCGGCAAUCAGGUUGCGGUAACUGUUGGCGGUUCAAAUGGGCAUUUCGAAUUGAACGUAUUCAAACCAAUGAUUGUACGUAAUGUUCUCCAGUCAACACGUCUCAUCGCUGAUGCGUCCGUUUCAUUUGCUGUGAACUGUGUCGAUGGUAUUAAAGCAAACAAGGUAAUGCUAAAAUUCCACCGAAUCGUGUGUAUUAUUCGUGAAAUAGGCGAAACUUACCUGAAAAUCUACUUUUUUUCAAAGCUACUUCAUAACUGAAA
This is a messenger RNA of Gongylonema pulchrum, 1272 nucleotides long. Lineage: Eukaryota; Metazoa; Nematoda; Chromadorea; Rhabditida; Gongylonematidae. The record is from the annotation of a GenBank genome assembly.